This is a messenger RNA of Mytilus trossulus (common blue mussel), 1965 nucleotides long. RefSeq lists its product as uncharacterized. Lineage: Eukaryota; Metazoa; Mollusca; Bivalvia; Mytilida; Mytilidae. Bases 76 to 1323 code for a protein of 415 amino acids. The transcript has 3 exons. The record is from RefSeq and is a predicted model, not a curated record.
AGAACAAAGGAGCUGGGAUGUAAUCAUGUGGCAUGUGAAAAAAUAGUGAAUUAAGGAUGACUUAUUGUACUUAGAAUGGGUGUUACUACAAGCAAAAAAAUACAAAAACCUGUCCAGCCGACGCAACCUCCCUACAAUGGUAUUCCAUGUGAUUACCAAUUCCUUAGAAUAGACAUUCCUUUUACUAUUCAAAUGAACUUAUCAUUCCUUAGUAACCCUAAUAUGCAAAUGGCUACAUCAGAUCCAAAUGCAUAUAUACCGCAUCUUAUACAGAUGUAUGACCUUGGAUAUCGGCUUUUGUCCUUCAAGCUAACGCAGGGAUCUAUUAGAUCAUCCGGAGUUAUGUCCAUGACAUCUACAACAACACGUCGUGCACAGGCAAUAUUCCGAAAGAAUGAACCAAAAUUCCAACCAGAUGAAAGAUUUUCGCUGCAAGUAAUAAAAUCGUCGAUUGAAUCUGGAACAUUUCUUACUGGAGUUCAUUCUAUGUCCCAAUCAUCGUCACAAACACAGACGCAAACUCAGCAUUUGUUUAAAAUGAUAAACGACUACGCAUAUAAAGGGUGUCGUCUGCGCUGUAUAGAGAUCACUGGAUGUUACAGACCUCCAAAGGAUCUGAAUAUGUACGGUCCUCAGACUAUGGGAGUAGGAAGUGGUAUGGCAUACGGACAGGGUCACUUGAAUUCGAAGAGCAGGAUUUAUGGCGUCGAUUUAUUCUUUGAAAUACCACAACACCCUUCACCAGAAUUGUACCAGUACCAAGCUGUCCCACUGAAAUUGACCGCGCAGUUAAAUCUUAAGAUGGGAUUUGGUACCAUAAAAGAGAAUUGGGGGUUACAAUUAGACUGGCAAGAAGUAAUGAAUCAAUAUCUAGGAACAGGAUGGCGUCUAAUAGAAGUGUUUAACGAUAUGUCAGCUGAUACCUCCAUAGGUAUGACUGGAUUUGGUUCAAGCUCAACCACAUCGAUUUUAAACAUAAUCUUUAUAUUUGAGAAAUCCCAAUCUCAUUUGAAUGACAACACACCAAUGUAUGAAGGAACCAUGGUUGAAUACCAAGCUUCAUGGUCAGUAUCAGCUGGGAUUGGCACAUCUACCAUGGUGAUAGAUACUAACUGGGACAAUGUUAUUGGAAAUAUGGGAAAUCAAGGAUGGGAACUUAUAACCAUACUCCAAACACCAGCAACAACAACUAAAACGCAGUUUAUGGGAGCUUUUACAAGGACAAAUUUGAUGUGGAUGUUUUUCCAACGACAAAUAGUAUCAGCUUCUCUACCACCAAUUGGAUUUGAUCCACCUGCUCCAGUUCUUCCUUACAAGCAAUAAUGAUGCCAAAGGCUUUGAAAUGGCAUUUUUAAUAAAUAGUGAUUUUAAGGAUAUGUUUAUAUGUUGUGACCAUGAAACUUAAUUUUGAUGAAAUUGUUUUUACCCUUUUUAUGCAGACACAAAUAAUUGUAUUUUAUAUUUUGUUAAUGCUUUCAAAAUUCGUUCAUUGAAUUACUCCCUAUUACCACCAUUAGUGAUUGUCAUUUGUCUUAUCCAAAUGUUUUUUUUUAUGUGUGACUGGGGAAGGCAGAAUUGAUGACAUGGCUUAAAUAUUCCAAAACCAUUUUUUUUUUUAACUAUUUCUUAAAACGACUUAGAAUUUGACAUAGUGUAAUUGAAAUGGCACUUGUUUAUUAUUGAACAUAUAGUGUUGACUUCCUUUGUUGUUUUUGGGUUGAUGUCUCUUUUGAAGAUACCAAAUAUCUCAUUUUGUUAAGAUCGACUUAUAUUUUCUUAAUUUUUACAAAAAGGAGAAUCUGCAAUGUGGUAAAACUUGGGAGCUUGUAGACAAAAGGAGGAAAAAAAAAAAAGAAAUGGAUAGAAUCCAAAGAAAUUUUAAGAGGAGAGAAUGAUGAAAAAACGAAAAAAGGGACUUGGUAUGCGAGGGACAGAAAUAUAUACCGUUGUAAACGGAUGAGAACA